AUGAAGAAAAAAAAAACAUCUUCGAUUAAUUAUGAUCAAAUAAAACAUGAUAUGGAAAAAUGUGAUGCAGCUAUUAAGGAUUACGAAAAGGAAAUGAAAAUAUGUACCAACAACGAUUUACUUAAUUAUUAUAUUGCAUCAGCAAAUAAAUUACGAGAUCAAAGUACAAUGUUUUUGGAAAUUUAUAAAAAACAAGAAACUGAUUCAAAAUUAACUGAAGAAAUACAAAAAUUAUCAUUGAAGGUUGAUUAUCUUUUACAACAAAAUAAAGAUCGUCUUAAAAAUGAAUUAGAUUGUUGGGAUAUAAGUUCAACCAGAACAAAAGAAGAACAAGAUGAUUUUAAAAAUAAAUUAAUUACGUAUUAUAAUUGUGGUUCACCCAAGAUGAGAAUAAUUAAAUGUAUGAUCUUAAACAAAUACUUUGACCGAAAUUUUGUACGUGCUUCAAAUAUAUGGAAAGCAGCUACAAAAGGUGUAGGAUUAGAUGAAUUUAAAUUAAAUGAAUACGAUGUCAAUAAUGAACGAAAUGGCUUAUUAUUAUAUGAAUCAAUUGAAAAAGCUCUUGAUUAUAAAAAAGUUAUGUUUUCUUUAUGA
This is a messenger RNA of Rotaria sp. Silwood1, 594 nucleotides long. The record is from the annotation of a GenBank genome assembly. Lineage: Eukaryota; Metazoa; Rotifera; Eurotatoria; Philodinida; Philodinidae.